GGCAUUGGAGCGAGUGCAGGGGGAGAAGGGGACUGAGAUGGCAGCAGUGGCGAGUGAGAGAGUGAGUGGCAGCACCACCAGCAGCAGCAGCAGCAGCAGCAGCAGCAGCAGCAGCAGCAGCAGCAGCAGCAGCAGCAGCAGCAGCAGCAGCAGCAGCAGCAGCAGCAGCAGCAGCAGCAGCAGCAGCAGCAGCAGCAGCAGCAGCAGCAGCAGCAGCAGCAGCAGCAGCAGCAGCAGCAGAGCAGCAGCGCAGCAGCAGCAGCAGCAGCAGCAGCGCAGCAGCAGCAGCAGCAGCAGCAGCAGCAGCAGCAGCAGCAGCAGCAGCAGCAGCAGCAGCAGCAGCAGCAGCAGCAGCCAGCAGCAGCAGCAGCAGCAGCAGAGCAGCAGCGCAGCAGCAGCAGCAGCAGCGCAGCAGCAGCAGCAGCGCAGCAGCAAGCAGCAGCAGCAGCAGCAGCAGCAGCAGCAGCAGCAGCAGCAGCAGCAGCAGCAGCAGCACAGCAGCAGCAGCAGCAGCAGCAGCAGCAGCAGCAGCAGCAGCAGCAGCAGCAGCAGCAGCAGCAGCAGCAGCAGCAGCAGCAGCAGCAGCAGCAGCAGCCAGCAGCAGCAGCGCAGCAGCAGCAGCAGCAGCAGCAGCAGCAGCAGCAGCAGCAGCAGCAGCAGCAGCAGCAGCAGCAGCAGCAGCAGCAGCAGCAGCAGCAGCAGCAGCAGCAGCAGCAGCAGCAGCAGCAGCAGCAGCAGCAGCAGCAGCAGCAGCAGCAGCAGCAGCAGCAGCAGCAGCAGCAGCAGCAGCAGCAGCAGCAGCAGCAGCAGCAGCAGCAGCAGCAGCAGCAGCAGCAGCAGCCAGCAGCAGCAGCAGCAGCAGCAGCAGCAGCAGCAGCAGCAGCAGCAGCAGCAGCAGCAGCAGCAGCAGCAGCAGCAGCAGCAGCAGCAGCAGCAGCAGCAGCAGCAGCAGCAGCAGCAGCAGCAGCAAGCAGCAGCAGCAGCAGCAGCAGCAGCAGCAGCAGCAGCAGCAGCAGCAGCAGCAGCAGCAGCAGCAGCAGCAGCAGCAGCAGCAGCAGCAGCAGCAGCAGCAGCAGCAGCAGCAGCAGCAGCAGCAGCAGCAGCAGCAGCAGCAGCAGCAGCAGCAGCAGCAGCAGCAGCAGCAGCAGCAGCAGCAGCAGCAGCAGCAGCAGCAGCAGCAGCAGCAGCAGCAGCAGCAGCAGCAGCAGCAGCAGCAGCAGCAGCAGCAGCAGCAGCAGCAGCAGCAGCAGCAGCAGCAGCAGCAGCAGCAGCAGCAGCAGCAGCAGCAGCAGCAGCAGCAGCAGCAGCAGCAGCAGCAGCAGCAGCAGCAGCAGCAGCAGCAGCAGCAGCAGGUGAUUCUGCUGACGACUCCUCUAGUAACGUUGGCACGCCCCACACGAAGUGGGUUGGAUAAUGGGAGGGCAGACAUGGAGGA
Messenger RNA from Closterium sp. NIES-67, 1435 nucleotides. The record is from the annotation of a GenBank genome assembly. NCBI's taxonomy places the organism in Eukaryota, Viridiplantae, Streptophyta, Zygnematophyceae, Desmidiales, Closteriaceae.